Dicentrarchus labrax (European seabass) is the source of this 1961-nucleotide messenger RNA. RefSeq names its product copper metabolism (Murr1) domain containing 1 (gene commd1). Lineage: Eukaryota; Metazoa; Chordata; Actinopteri; Moronidae. The coding region runs from base 56 to 628 and encodes 190 amino acids. The record is from RefSeq and is a predicted model, not a curated record. The transcript is spliced from 3 exons. Gene Ontology annotation, biological process: negative regulation of sodium ion transmembrane transport; regulation of proteasomal ubiquitin-dependent protein catabolic process; positive regulation of protein ubiquitination. Gene Ontology annotation, cellular component: endosome.
ACAAUUCACGUGAUAUGCUGCCUGUCACGUGACCGCACUUGACAGGAGGAGAAACAUGGCGGACGUGGAAGCGACGAAGUCUCUGAGCGGCCUGUUGAACGGGAUCGCUCAGAGAGUUUACUACGGCAACCCGGAGAUCACCGAGCAGCUGCUGAGGGAGCAGCUCUUCCCGGACCUGAACCAGGACCAGUUCACGGCCCUGCACGACCGGAUGAAGGCGCUCCUGAAGUCUAUCGCCGCGGCCGACAUGGACCACGCCCAGCUGGAGGCCUUCCUCACAGCCCAGACCAAGAGGCAGGGCAGCAGCGGGCUGACCGCCGAGCAGGCCGCCGCCCUCUCUCGCUUCUGGAAGAGCCAGCGAGUCCGGGUGAGGGAGAGCCUGCUGGCUCAGAGCCGCUGGGAGCCCGGCCUCAGGGGCCUCUCCUGGAGGGUGGACCUCCAGACCGCAGCCAGCCGGGGGGAUGCGGCCCACAGCGGCCCGGUCGCCCUGAUGGAGCUGGAGCUGGGGAGAGCCGGCCAGGACUCAGAGUUUGUGUGUCUGGAGUUUGACGAGACCAAAGUCAACCAGGUGCUGAAGAAGAUGGCCGAUAUCCAGAAGAGCAUUGACAGCAUCGUUCAGCGCUCCUGAAACUUGUCCUCGUGCAGCAGAGAAACGGUUGCGACUGAACGACUCGAUGGCUGUUUUCUCUCCGCUGUGCUGUUUCAUCUCGUCCGACAGCGUCACACAGAAACAGGAGCUUUUCUGAUCUGUGUUUGCCAGAAUGGAUCCAACAGGUCUUUUGCACAGAUUGAACAUACUGUAUAAAACACAUGAUCACAUGUGAUUGACUUGUUAAUGGACCAACAUUUGUGUUUUUUUAUUGAUUUAACCCACCAUAAUUCAAAGUGCUGGACUGUUUUACUCACUGUUUGUAUCAGGAUGCUCAUUUUGAUCAUGGCAGCAAAGAAAUGACCUUUCUUGAGGACGAUGAGGUUAUUGAAGUGUUUCAGAGUCUUCGUAAUUAGUUUAAACCAUGAUGUGAUGAUUCACAUUGUAUUUUGAGUGUGGCUCAUAUCAGAUCACAGGUCACGGUUCUAAAGUGACCCACAUGACAUUUAGAGUGACGUAAAAGUCACAUGACUUCUGAUAUAACUGUUCACACUGAGGUCACAUUGCAAACAAUCACACUGUACCUGAUUUGGAACACAUAUGAAAGCGGCUCGAUCAGAAUUUAAAAGAUCAGAUUGAUAGCCGACCUGCUGUUGGGUUUGGGGUACGGGUCCUUGAGGCUUUUUUGCCCGUAUGGACAUGAUCUACACGUGUACCGGUUUUCAUACGUAUCGGUGAAGCGUGCUUUAUAAACCUGCUCUAAGGGGACGUUGUCGAACAAUUUUUUAGUGAUUUCAGCUUCAAACAACAUUUGCUACAGAACUCUACAGUGUUAAUGUUAUUAUAAAAAUAUAGAAGCGUUUUUUUCAACAAAAACAAGCCAAGCUUCUGUUUUCAUUCCUUUGAGGGUCAUUGGACUGUGAAACCGUGUUAUCAUACCGAGAGAAUCUCAUAUCGUUGCUGUGAUAUUAUCAAACUCAUCGUACAUUUGCAUAAACAUUUAUCCCACAGCAGGACAGCUGACAAAGUCCAAUCUGGACUGAUAAAAGUUGGCCUGGUAUUGGCAUUAACAGACAGAGUUUGGAGCGUCCUGUUCCUUUAAGACAGUCCUGAGCCCACCUGGUCAGCACUUAAAGGCUGGACGGGUUAUAUUACUUACCUGUAAAUGAAUACUUGAUGAUAAUAUAAUACAAUAAAACAAAGUUUCAUUGUGUUUAGUUAAUUUUUCUGUGGCUGUGUUCAGAGACGAGGAUGAACUCUGACGUUCAAUAAAAGGCUGAAAUCGACUUAAUAAACUCACAGUGGUGUAUUUACAACCCGACACAAGUUUGUGCCAGUUAAGAUUAAAAGCGACACUGAGUCAUAAACAGAA